ACUCCUCCUGUCGAUAUAUAGGUGAAGGCUGCCUUUGGAAAUUUAUGAAUUCCUAGUUCCCUUGGCUUUUUGUUAUCAUUUCAAUUGUUCUUCAAAAAAAUUCCCAAGAAAAUCUUGAAAAUGGCUGACAAAACCAAGAUUUUGAUCAUUGGAGGAACCGGGUACAUUGGCAAAUUCAUAGUGGAAGCAAGCGCAAAAUCUGAGCACCCCACUUUUGCUCUGGCUAGGGAGAGCACAAUUUCUGAUCCUGUUAAAGGAAAAAUCAUUCAGGGCUUCAAGAAUUCAGGUGUCACCAUACUUUCGGGCGAUUUAUAUGAUCAUGAGAGCUUGGUGAAGGCUAUAAAGCAGGUGGAUGUGGUUAUAUCAACAGUUGGUCAACUUCAAUUAGCUGAUCAGGUUAAGAUCAUUGCUGCCAUUAAAGAAGCUGGAAAUGUCAAGAGAUUCUUUCCAUCGGAUUUCGGAACUGAUGUAGAUCGAUGUCACGCUGUGGAGCCAGCCAAGUCUUCGUUCGAGAUCAAGUCCCAAAUUCGCAGGGCCAUCGAGGCAGAAGGAAUUCCUUACACCUUUGUAUCAGCUAACUACUUUGCAGGCUAUUCCCUUCCAACACUGGUGCAGCCAGAAGUCACUGCUCCACCCAGAGAUAAAGUCAUUAUCUUAGGCGAUGGAAAUGCCAAAGCUGUUUUCAACGAGGAAAACGACAUUGGCACAUACACCAUCAAAGCCGUGGACGACCCAAGAACAUUGAACAAAAUCCUCUACAUCAAGCCUCCCAAAAACAUAUAUUCAUUCAAUGAACUUGUUGCUUUGUGGGAGAAGAAGAUUGGUAAAACCCUAGAGAAAAUUUAUGUACCAGAGGAACAAGUUCUCAAACAGAUUCAAGAAUCUCCGUUUCCCAUCAAUAUUGUAAUGGCAAUCAACCACUCAGCAUUUGUGAAGGGCGAUCUGACAAAUUUUAAAAUUGAACCAUCUUUUGGAGUUGAGGCUUCAGAGCUUUAUCCAGAUGUUAAAUACACCACUGUGGAGGAGUACCUUGAUCAAUUUGUUUAAAUUAUUAAUUACUUCUACUUGUUGGCGAAGUGUGUAUUGUCGAGACAAACUAUUGUAUAACUAUUCAAAAAUGUUUAAAUAAAUAAGCUCAUCUCUUUUUUAAUAGGGAUGAGGUAGUUCAAUGUA
This is a messenger RNA of Olea europaea var. sylvestris, 1173 nucleotides long. RefSeq names its product isoflavone reductase-like protein. The transcript has 5 exons. Lineage: Eukaryota; Viridiplantae; Streptophyta; Magnoliopsida; Lamiales; Oleaceae. The record is from RefSeq and is a predicted model, not a curated record. Gene Ontology annotation, molecular function: oxidoreductase activity. Bases 121 to 1047 code for a protein of 308 amino acids.